Messenger RNA from Trypanosoma brucei brucei TREU927, 1923 nucleotides. RefSeq names its product protein kinase, putative. Gene Ontology annotation, cellular component: cytoplasm; nucleus. Gene Ontology annotation, molecular function: calcium/calmodulin-dependent protein kinase activity; calmodulin binding; ATP binding. NCBI's taxonomy places the organism in Eukaryota, Euglenozoa, Kinetoplastea, Trypanosomatida, Trypanosomatidae. Gene Ontology annotation, biological process: protein autophosphorylation; peptidyl-serine phosphorylation; intracellular signal transduction. The transcript has a single exon. The record is from RefSeq and is a predicted model, not a curated record. Bases 1 to 1923 code for a protein of 640 amino acids.
AUGGAAUCCACUGACACAGAAGUGACUGCACAAGAAAACCCACCAACGGCGGAUGUCACUCAUGUAGAUAAUAAAUAUAUCAUCCAUAACGAUUCUGUCGCCGGGCGUGGGGCGUGGAGCGUAGUCAAGCGCUGUUCGGUUAUUGAUCCGUACGAGCCACCGUCAUUUCAACCAGGAAUGAAGGUUGUUGUGAAGAUAAUACAGAAGGAGUACCUUUUGUCUCUGACCAAGGGAAAUGUGGAGCGCGCCAUGGCAGAGGUGAAACGGGAGAUCGAUGUACUACGUCACAUUCCGUCGCAUGGUAAUGUUGUCACAUUUUUAGAGUACAUUGAGACAGAGGAGGAGUUUCUUCUUUUCUUUGAGGAGGUUCAGUGUGGUGACUUGUGUGAAAUAAUUCUCCAAGCACCGGAGGGGAAACUGUCUGAGGAAACGUCGAAAUACUACACAUAUCAGAUAAUAAAAGCUGUGCUACAUUGUCACAUCCACGAUGUUAUUCACCGUGACAUAAAACCGGAGAAUCUGCUUGUUAGUGAUGACGAUAACAUCAAGUUGACGGACUUUGGUCUUGCUAAGCGGUCCAAAGGCAUAUGUACGUCCGCGGAGGAGCGCGAUGCAUUAGAUCCUAUUAGUUUAUCCAUGCAAUACCCUGGCGCUGAGCGCCUUAUUGGUAAGCGCAUCGUUUGCUCAGAUGUCAUUGGCACGCCUCGGUACGGCCCACCAGAAAUGUUUUAUGCAAAAUUUACUCAAACACACUACGAUGGUUUCAAGGCAGACACAUGGUCGGUUGGUGUCGUGACUUACAUUAUGCUCUCCGGGAGCUUUCCCUACUCCGCAGCUGCCCACGCCCCAGAGAAGGAGGUUUUUCGUUUCAUCAUGGACACGACGCUGCCCGAGCCGCAGGGCAUAUCGCCCAUCGCCUUUGAUUUCAUUGAGAGGUUGCUAAACAAGGAUCCCCACAAACGAAUGUCUCUCAACGACGCGCUUGGGCAUCAAUGGUUAGAGGAUGUAGCGCGCCCACGACAAUCGGUUAUGGUACCAAAAAUCCUUGAAACAUUGCCCACUCCUGAGGUGGCUCAAGCUUGCAAAAUGUUCAACAAGGAGGCACAGGCGUUGCACCAGUGUAUUACACUCCUGCAACGUGAAAACCAGAGACUGCGAGAGGCACAGGAGCGGCGGGAGGAGAGCCGAGCGACACGCGAGAAAGAAAACCGCCGCACGAGCACCCCGCGGCGAGCCGAGACUCCUUCCACGGCUUCGCGUGUCGGUGCAGGCCGCGCCGCCGGCACAAGCAGCUCGCUGCGGGUUACUUCCCCUGCACGCACAGGCGUGCGUCCAGGGCGUAGCAGCGCCAACGAAAGUUCCAACGGCUCCAUGUCACGACCAGCAGGCAACAGGUUAACGACACGGAGCCCACUUGCGAGAAGCGCGGCAAGUACCGUUCGACGUGGAACUCCCGUUCGGGUUGCUGGGGCCACACACUCGCGUACCAUCGGCUCAACACCGAUGCGCAGCGGUACGCCGUCCCGAACUACCACCACGGGUCGGAGCACGUCGGCAGCGCGUGCCGGUGUGUCUCGGCUGGCGAACAGCUCUCUGCCGGUGAGCCAUACUUCAACAAGGACCACCACACCCGGGCGCUUCGGCACCCGUUCCACUACACCCGGUCGUUCCGCCGCCGUUAAUCACGUUAGCUCGGCGAAAGAUUUGCAUAUAGGUGACAUUGUCACGUAUAAAGGAUUCCGUGCGGCUGUUCGCUUCAAUGGCCCUACAGCUUUUGGUGCCGGUAUCUGGAUAGGAUUGGAAAUGUUUGAAGGAAAUGAAGGGACUAACGAUGGAUCUUCGUUUAUUGAUAAAAAACAAUACUUUACAUGCCCGAAAGGGAAGGGUGUCUUCGUUCGGGCGUCCCAAGUCAAGAAGGUGUAG